Ostrinia nubilalis (European corn borer) is the source of this 10250-nucleotide messenger RNA. RefSeq names its product dedicator of cytokinesis protein 9 (gene Ziz). Gene Ontology annotation, molecular function: guanyl-nucleotide exchange factor activity. Gene Ontology annotation, biological process: positive regulation of GTPase activity; small GTPase-mediated signal transduction. The record is from RefSeq and is a predicted model, not a curated record. NCBI's taxonomy places the organism in Eukaryota, Metazoa, Arthropoda, Insecta, Lepidoptera, Crambidae. The coding region runs from base 143 to 6832 and encodes 2229 amino acids. The transcript is spliced from 36 exons.
UUGGCUUGUGAAGGUUUUUCUUUCGGCGAUUUUACGUAUGAGUGCUUUUUACACAGUAAAAUAAAUUCUUAACAUGAAGGUGAACCUCAGUAAAAUCGAAUUAUACUUGAUUUGAUUUGAUCCUACCUGUAAAUCGAACAUCAUGCCGCCGGUUAACUCCAAAAGCAAGACCAAAGGUGGCGCAGAGUAUGAGAAUAUUGUGGUGAACAAAUGCACAGCCCUGGACUUCGAAAGAUACAUCCAAGAAAAUAAAACCUUAUUGAUGAAUGAUCCUCUAAGGGACAUUCUUUUAUAUCCACCUGAUGAUGUAUCUAGUGUAGUUCUACCAAGGCGUUGGAGGACGGUCACCACUGCAGUGCCAGAUGUACGAACAGCCGCUACCUGCCCACUGUUGACUCGUCAAGCGCUGCUAAGCUAUGCAUCUAGUUGGAACCUCAUACAUUACAAAUAUAGCAGCUAUUCCGGCACUUAUCUCAACUUGCCUAGGCCUUUAGCCCUGAAAUUGCCAGAAGAAGUAUACGACAUCGACACCGAGACUGAAAGCGACCAUGAAGCUCAAGCAGCGAAGGUGGACAUCGGAACCAAAGAGGGCUACCUGCUCAAAGGCCCCGAGAUCGGCUCAGAUAGGAUAUUCAGCAAUCUCGCCUCGAAAUCGUUUAAGAAACGAUAUUGCUCAAUGGUCAGAGAAGCGGACGGCACUUAUAUUCUCGAAGUGUAUAAAGACGAGAAGAAAACUGAUACGAAGCUCACCGUUGUUAUGGAUUUCUGCUCAGAUGUUGUGAGGAAUCCUAAGCGCGGGAGAUUUUGCUUUGAGUUGCGUAUGGCCGGCGGCAAAGGCUACACAUUUGCAACUGAAAAUGAGGAGGAGAUGAAUGGUUGGAUAAAUGCCUUCAAUGCUGCUUUAAAGAAGACUCAAGACAGCGAAGAAAACAACCAAAAUGACGAGAUUUUAGAUAAAGACGCAGACGUGUCCUUAACAGCGGAACCUCCUCCCCCCACGUAUGGAACCCUGAAGGGUCUCGAACACAGCAUGAAUCCCCUGCUGUUGCGGUAUUCCCGGGAAACCGAUAUGUCCAUAGCCGCGGCUCGCAACGAGUAUCGCUCCAAUAUAUUUAGCAUGCCAUACAAGCGGGCGCCCUCCCCUGAACCUCAGUUAGAACCAUUCAAAGAACACUUCGGCCAAAGAAUUUUGCUCAAAUGCGAAAGCUUAAAGUUUAGGUUACAAGCGCCAAUAGAUGGCGAUAAAGAGCUAUUGUGCCAGGUGGAACCCUACUAUACCUAUCUCGCUCUCUACGACGCGAGGAGUGGCAGAAAACUGACAGAAAACUUCCACUUUGACCUCAACCACGCCGCUGUGAAGGAUCUAGUCAACGAUACGGAGUGCACGAAGUCAUUAGUAGAGAAUUUUAGCUACGACGUUAAGUUAGAUGUUAAACAAAUACCGGAGGAGUGGUUCAAAUCCAAAAAGCAGGCAAUCCUCUCAGUGAACAACCCUCACCCAGACUUAUUCCUAGUAGUGAAGAUCGACAAGAUUCUUCAAGGGCACGUAAGCCAAGUGCUGGAGCCCUACCAGAAAGCCACCAAGGAUCCGCGGCUAGGGCUCAAGGUGCACAAGACAGUGCAAGCGUACGCCAACCGCGUAGGGACUUAUAGGAUGCCGUUCGCGUGGACUGCUAAACCUUUGUUUAGACUAUACAGCAAUGACUUGGACACAACACCAGAAUUCUCCGCCAUUUACCGGCAAGAACCAAACAAAAUGUCUGACGAGGAUCUUGUAAAGAUUCUCUCAGAUUUCCGAAAGCCAGAGAAACUGGCAAAACUGACUGUGAUACCUGGAUGGCUCAGUAUUAACAUACAGCAGAGUAACGAAUUAGUCCCAAAUUGCAUGACGAGCGCGUACGCAGCAUUGAAACCGUUUCCCCUGCCGCCCGCGUCUCCCCUCACCGUUGAACUGGCAACACUGAACGUGGAGCCAGAACAACCGUAUGCGGCCUUCGUACACCACUUGUACGUCAGACCUUUGGCCCUCAACUUUGAGUCCCAGAAAGUGUUUGUACGAGCCAGGAACAUCGCAUGCUCUAUUGAACUGAGAGAUAGCGAUACGGGGGACAAUAAACCUUUACAGGUGGUAUACGGUCGCACGGGCAUGACGUCACAGUACCGCUGUUCAGUGUUGCACCACAACGCGAACCCGACGUGGUGCGACGAGGCCAAGAUCCGCCUGCCCGCCACCCUCACUUCACAGCACCACUUGCUUUUCACGUUCCACCACAUAUCUUGCGAUAUCGCGAAGAAGAACGACGCUAAUGUCGAAACGUGCAUCGGGUAUGCAUGGGUGCCACUAUUGAAAAACGAUAAGCUCGUAGAGGAACAAAUAAACUUGCCAAUAGCGACGCAUCUGCCCUCCGGAUACCUAUCUAUUCAACCCCUAGGACUUGGAAAAGGGAAUACAGGCCCAGAAGUGGUGUGGGUGGAAGGUGAAAAGCAGCUAUUCCGUUGCCAACUGGUCCUCGACUCGACUGUAGCCACGCGCGACAUGCACCUCCACAACUUGUUCAGCCAAGCAGAACGCCUGAUAAAGUCCAACUCUCCCCCCACGUCCCCUUCGCCCCCGCCGUGGAAUGACGUAGUUAACGCGCUGAAAGCUGCACACGCGAUCAAACUAAGUUCCCUGAUCGCAUUCUUGCCGACGAUAAUGAAUCAGCUUUUCGAGUUGAUGACGGUUGAAAAAAGUUACAACCAAGAUAUGGGCUACCAAAUUGUCAAGCUCAUUGUUCACUUCGUGCACAUGAUCCAUGAUUAUGGACGAAAGGAUCUCCUGGAUAGCUAUGUAAAGUAUGUUUUCAACUGCGUGGAGUUCAAAUUACACACAGUGUUAACGGCACCACUACACAUGUUCGUGGAUCCGAAUCAACAAGAUUUUUUGUUGGGACACAAGUUUAUGCAAUACUCUUCGUUUUUCUUCGACAUCGUCAUCAAGAGCAUGGCUCAGUACUUGAUCAAUACUGGCCGAAUUAAGAUGUCAAGACAUGAAAGGUUUCACGCAGACUUGUUGGAGAACAUAGACAAAUUGAUGACUGUGGUUGAACCAUCGUACAUCUUGCAACAGCCAAUGCAAACUCACAUAUUUAACAAAAACCUUGCCAUGUUUCUUAAGUCUUGCCUAUCAUUUAUGGACCGAGGUUUUGUGUUUCGACAAAUCAAGAAAUAUUUGGAUAAGUUCAAAGCGUGCGACCCCAAAGCGUUGUUUGACUUCAAGUUUACGUUUUUGCAAACGAUUUGCACGCACGAACACUUCGUGCCGUUCAAUUUGCCGCUACAGGCCAACUUACGGGCCAAAGACUGUGAUGACGAUCCUGCGAAGCUAAAGCUAACGGAUGAUUUCAUAAUGCGAUAUUUUCUUGCCGGAACAUUGCUCAAACAAGUAGAACAAUCUCUAAGAGAAGCGCCUCAAAAGCGGCGUACGGCGUUAGGAGUGCUCCGCGCUUUGCUGACCAAACACGAACACGACGACCGGUAUCGGUCGGCGCAGUGCCGCGCGCGGAUCGCUCACCUCUAUGCCCCUUGGCUCACGAUAGUACUGGAUAACGCCCACCGCCUAGUGACCAAAUCCCUCGCCAGUCCAAUACUUGAGAACGGCCACGACAAAGUGGACGGUGACGCAACCGCCGCGCCCGCCAUCAAGACUGAAACCAAGGACGUGACGUCAGCAAACAGCACUCCGCGCCGAAACAGGCUCACGCUACACUUCGACCACACGCCCGUAAGGAACUCCGCACAUUUCAAGGAACCGCCUGUGAUUCAAAGCGGCGUCAUGUAUUUAAAAGAUCACACAAACAAUGUGUCGCAAAGCUCGCUAGAGUCCGUCUCAACCAUGUCUGGUGGCGACUCGUUGCCAAGAAACUUCGGGCGGCUCGACUUGGGCGAAAUUGGCGAUCAAGUCAAUCGAUUCGGUGUGAUGUCCGCUGAGGAGGUGCGCGAUGUGCUUUUGUGUUUCCUGUUUGUGUUGAAGUACUUGGACGAGGACAGACUCGUCGAGUGGUGGAGGACACACUCGCAAGCGCAGCAGCAGUCCUUCUUUAACGUUCUAGAGAUAUGUGCCGAGCAAUUCCAGUACGUAGGCAGAAAGAAGAUCCUAUCAGAGCUGAAGGCGACCACACCAGACUGCAACGGCAAGCCGAAACCCGUGAAAGCUCGUACCUUGCCCGCUAGGAUGAGCCCCCCAGAUUUCUCCAAGGAACCCCCGAUAGCAGUGGAAAAUAAAAACAACACAGUUAACAGAGAGAAUCUGGUCACCAAUACUGUGACAACAGAGCUGGAAGCAAUAGCAGAGCACACGAUUCUGUCAGCUGGUUGCCUAGCAACAGAAGUGGGUCUCACCAUCAUCGACCGAGCCUGUCUUUUCAUGAAGAACCUGGGCGCCGCAGACGGAGUUGCAGCGAAGCCAUAUUUGAAACUUCUGCACUACCCGCAAAGCGAGUCGUUGUAUAAACAUAUCUUUGCUGCUCUCAGAGCGUAUAUCAAUCAGUUCUCUGAAACGCUUUUUGAAGGUGGCAGCACCUUAUGCGCAGGAGUGGUAAGCGCAGUAGUGAAACUGUGCGAAGCGCGCGCAGCGUGGCUACGGCGAGAAGCGGCCGCUGCCCUGUACUUGCUGAUGCGAGCUAACUUCCAACACGGAUCUGGGGGAAAUCUUACAAGAGUGCAUUUACAGGUUAUUAUCGCCGUCUCCAAAUUGUUAGACAGUUCUACUGCUCUGAAUUGCAAAAGGUUCCAAGAAUCUCUCUCCGUUAUCAACUGUUUUGCUACUGGCGACAAAGCUAUGAAGGGAACUGGUUUAUCCAGCGAAGUGGCGGAGCUGAUGCGUCGCGUGCGCACCGUGGUAGGAGCGAGAGCGCGAUUGGCCGGCGUGGGCGGCACUGGUGCGGCGGGUGCGGGCAGCGUCCAUUUGGCGGAGUUGCAACACGCGCUAGCAGCUUCGUGUCGGGCAACACCGCGCCUGAGGCACGCGUGGCUGGCAACACUGGCCGAGCACAAUGCACGCCAUGGAGAUCACGACGAGGCUAUGUGCUGCCAACUCCACAUUGCCGCUCUCAUCGCCGAGUACCUAAAACAACGCGGAACUCAAACGUGGGGCGCGGACGAGUUCGCAGAGAUCUCCAUGAACAUCCCCCGAGACGAAACCGCCCUCAAAAUAGACGAAGGAAUGACAGACGUCCAUUACAAUGAGCAGGCACUCCUGGAUCAGCUGAUGAUAUGCACGGAGUACGUAGACAAGGCUGAGAGAUACGAACUCCUCGGGCCUUUGUACCGGCUUAUCAUCCCAAUCUACGAGCGAAGGAAAGAUUACCAGGCGCUGCUCGCUUGCUACCAGCAUCUCACGAAAGCCUAUGCCAAAGUUAUAGAAGUAACAAACUCUGGAAAACGACUGCUGGGCAGGUUUUAUCGAGUUGCGUUCUUUGGAAAAGCCCACUUUGGGGAAGACGAAGAAGGCGUAGAGUUUAUUUACAAAGAGCCAAAGGUCACGUCUCUCAGUGAGAUCUCGGAGAAAUUGCAGACGUUCUAUGAGGAGAAGUUUGGCCCUGGACAUGUCAAGAUGAUAAUGGAUUCUGCUCCAGUAAACCGUGAAGAGCUAGAUAGCAAGCUAGCAUACAUCCAAGUGACGUGGGUGCGGACGGCGCCCGAAGGAGUGGCGGUGGCUAGUUCUGGCUGCGAAGGUUCCUUCGAGCGAGGCCACAACGUGCGACGAUUUGUCUUCGAGACGCCGUUCACCAGAGAUGGCGCUGCUAGGGGCCCGGUCCAUCACCAGCGGUUGAGGCUGACGCAUCUUACUGGUGAGAUUCAUAUUCAAAAACGUGCAAGUAACGUAGGAGUAAGGGUGGCCAGUUAUGGCUCGAAGAACAAGCGAGGCCACAACGUUCGACGGUUUGUCUUCGAGACGCCAUUCACGAGAGAUGGCGCUGCUAGGGGCCCGUAUGUAGAUCCAAGUGACGUAGGAGUGACGGUGACCAGUUCUGGCUACGAGGGGUCCUUCGAGCGAAGUCAAAACGUGCGCCGAUUUGUCUUCGAGACGCCGUUCACGAGAGAUGGCGCUGCUAGGGGCCCGGUGCAUCACCAGCGGUUGCGGCUGACGCAUCUUACUGCUAUAUUUAUAUUCAAGUAUGUAGAUCCAAGUGACGUAGGAGUGACGGUGACCAGUUCUGGCUACGAAGGCACCUUCGAGCGAGGCCACAACGUGCGACGGUUUGUCUUUGAGACGCCUUUCACGGGAGAUGGCGCUACUAGGGGCCCGGUGCAUCACCAGCGGUUGAGGUUGACGCAUCUUACUGCGGAAAAUUGGUUCCCCUACGUGAAGCGUCGUGUGCCAGUAAUCGAGACGCAAGUUGAAGAGAAGAGUCCGAUAGAGGUCGCUGUGGCCGAAAUGGAGAGCCAAGUGGCUGAGCUCACAGAGAUCGUCAAUGCUAAGGCGCCAGAUAUCAAGAAAUUACAACUUAGAUUGCAAGGAAGUAUCUGCGUGCAAGUGAAUGCGGGCCCUCAAGCGUACGCCAACGCGUUCUUAGAUCCCACUCUUGCGCAAAUGUACCCCGACGAACUCGUCGACAAACUGAAGACUACCUUCAAGGAAUUCCUCACCAUAUGCCAUUCAGCCCUCCAAUUGAACGCCAAGCUCAUCAGCUCGGAUCAAGUGACGUAUCACGAAGCGCUGGAGGCUAACUACUACAAGUUGAGUGACUCUUUGUCCAGCGUGUUAGGACAACCGUUACACGAUAUACUUGUGAACGGAAGUCUAAGCACCACAGUCACCGGAGUUGAACUAGAGUCUAGCAACGCAUAGACAAGACCAGAGACAAAAAUACGCGGGCACAUUGACUGAAGUGACAGGUAAAAUAUGCGUGCGCGCAUUAGAAAAUGUAUUGUGGGGACGCAAUCUCGUGUAGUUGUCCAUAUUAAUUGUGCAUAAAUGAAGCGUACAACGAAUUGGCUAUGCAUUUUCUAAAUUAUUUAAUAAACGCUUCGAGUAGAUGCACAGGAGACAACACAACAUUAUGUAAAAAAAUACCCUUGACAAGAAAGAAAGCACGAUAAUUAGAAAGAGAUAAUUGAUAUGAACGUUUAAUUCUGUUUCGUUUUGCUUCGGUCUUUCUUAACAUACUUAUUUUGCUUGUCGCAAUCGUUCCAGCAUGGAUCGUUAUGCGUAUAAAUAGAGAAACGUUUUAUACGGAGAACAUUAGUCAAUACCUUUAGCUGAUUAAAAAAACUUAACUAUUUCGUCUCAAAUUCUGUCUAGUAAAAUUACCUUUAUCUAAUUAUUUCUAUACUAAGGCAUUCUCCUUCACGAUUACGAUAAGGCAAAAGUCCAUAUUCACCUUGACCUUAUCUCCAUUUUCCAUACUCCUGAGAAAAAUACGUAUCCAAAGACUGGGCAAUUACCUCCAUACGACCGACUGAACUCUAAAGAGCUUCAUUUUUAAUCCCGUAUUCGAGUACUUAAUAGUUAGAUAUCUGAGGCCCGUAUUACGAAACUACCCUUGAUUCAGGUUUGGGUCUGAUCGAUUGGGUAAAAUUAUCAAGACAGACCUUCAUAAGUAUAGUUUUGUGGGCGUCGUUUUAUAGUACGGGCUCGAAAGUCAAUUACCAAAUCCAUCCUCCCGCACACGCAACGUUGGUGUACAUUCGUAAAUAAGAUCUUGAGUAUUUAUCAAUCUAUCUAUUGAGCAUUUUACUCAUCUUUAAAUAUAUUUCGGUAAAAUAAUUGGAUCAGUAUUUGAUAAUAGUUUUGAUUAAACCUCCAAUUUCAAGUUGAGUCGUUUAGAUAUCAUUUUGAAAGAAAUCACGUUGCCCUCGUAAGCCAAAAAAUAGUAUGUCGAUAGAAAUUUUGUAACCCUUGUUGGCUUAUGAGUGUGCAUUACUAAGUCUAGAAAAAUGGCCCCUUUUUGCUAAAUGAGGGGGGUUAUCAUUACCCUAAUUGUAUGCGUCAGUACUUAAUUGUAACAAAUUUUGAAAUCAUGAAUACAAAUUGAUAUUUUUAAAAUAAAUUCACUUUCCAAAGCACAUUGCCAAAUCAGCUGUGCUGUCAUGGGUAGGAAAGUGUUCUAUUAGUUGCAUUCGUAAUUAAUUUAUAGAUUAUUAAAGAAAAACAUAAUUAAGCACACCACAUGUGAUUUAAUUGACUUUUAUGUAGAUUCGAUUACUCAACUUUUAACUUUACGUAAUUUUUGCCAAAUAAUUUCAAACCGUAAAAUUAGUUGGGGCCUCAAGGUUUUUCUUUAUUCCAAUAUUUUAACAUUACUUAAUGUAUUAUUAUUUCUCAUAAUACCAAUUCAUAGAUAAGUCGAUCGAGCACAAAUUUAGAUUUAGAUAGGAAUUUAUAAACUCCCAUUUAGAAUGAACCUAAGAAUAUCAGUCACCUGUAAACAAGCGUUUGCAAUUUGCCAUGCUUAUCAUAGUUUAGUGUAUAAGGAUUUUAUCCCAGUCUAAUAAUAUACAUAAUUACUAUUCUCUCUAUUAUCACUGUAUUUUAUAGUUCCUUUACAUUCGCCUUGUUUUAUUGUAUCUGUUGUAUUGUAUUAAAAUAAGAAUUGUAUAAAAUUAUGAUUUAUGAAUAAUAAAUUGACAAUUCAAACCACUUAGAAACAUUAUAAUGUGAGAAUUAUCCCAAAAUAUUGUUGAAUUUUCGUGUUAUAUUGAAAUGCGUUUUUUGAGAAUCGACAACAAUACAGGGUGUGAAAAAAUUGAAACAGAAUGCUCAACCAAGCUAAGUGACUAAAACCCCAAUGAAACAUUCGUAAUUUUUUUUAACACACUGAAUGAUGUUAUACAUUGAGCACUUAAUAAAAGAAUAAAAAUAUACUUAUUAUACUUAUAUUCUUUCAUACCCUGUAGUAUACAUAAUGGACAUUUUUAAAAUUGACUUUAUUGUUAUUUGGUGAGCACAAAAUGACCUCAUGUAUUGAAAUAAUGACGGCGUCGAAUUUUAUAUUAUAAAAUUAUGAUACAAGCGAGUUGAUCGCGCAAUAAACGAAUAUGCCUAUUUUGUGUCGACGAAAAUAACAAAAUUGAAACAAAACGUACUAUUAUUUAUCAGUAUCGUAUCUAGCAACGUAUGAAGAUGUGUUAGGUUAGUUAGUCGAUUCAUAAGUAACUUUUUUUGUGUGAACAAAUUUUAUUUGCAGAGUUAUUGACUGUUUUAUUUAUUUUGUUAAUCGUCGAUAAACGCUUAUUUUCACGUACAAAAAUAGAUUUAUUUAGUAAUUCAUUUUACCGCAGAAAUGAAGUGCCUACGUAACGCACAUUUAGUACUUUCAUAUUUAUAAUGAAGCGAUUAAUUGUUUAACCAUGUGACUAUUAUUUUUUUCGAAAUAUUCUAAUUACAUAAGUACGUAAUCACUUCUUUUUGUGGUAGAAAUAAAUAUACUGUGACUACAUGACACAAUCGUUUGUUUGUAUACUCCACUCAUUCCAUAACUUAUUAUUAUUUAUGGUUGCAUAAACUCAGUGGCGGCGUAGCAUGGGUUGGCACCCGGGGCGACUUGUGUCACCCCCUGAUGCUUGGCACCCGGGGCGGACCGCCCCCACCGCCCCCCCUUACGCCGCUAGUGCAUAAACUUAUGUAUUCGGGGAUGGUGAAUAAGUUUUGAUUAAUGUUUUAUAUUCUUUAUAAUAGUGACGUCUAUGUUAAAGUUCGUAUUCUGAAAAGACUAUCAAAAAUCUAUUUAAACUGUAACAAAGUGUUUGAUUGGCUUAAUUUCAAUAUUCAGACCAAUCUACUAGUAGAGAUAUUUUUAAUUUUGUUUUUAUUAUUUUAUACUUUUCUAAACGCGAAAUCGAAAUGUCUGUCAGUGAUAAUAAUAAAAUGUGAUAACAAUAAUCACGACAAAAUCUGAAUAUUGUUUCCUUUUGCUUAACAGACGCCGCACUAUGGAGCGAAAUUGCGAUUUAUGGACAUAGCUAUUUUUUUCACAAUUUCUAUUUGAAAAAAAUACCUAUCGAUAGGUUACGUUAUUCUGAUGAAUAAAUGCUGCACAAGUUUUUCUCUAAAACCAAUAGUUUGACUGGAAAAAAAUAUUUUCCAUUUUCGUUGUAUGGAAUGAAACAUAAAGUGGUCGAUUUCGACUAAGCCUUGACAGAUCUUGCUUUGAAACUACUUGAGCCUUGUUCUAUGGCUUGUUGACUGUAAUCCUACGCUAUCAGCGCGCAUCCAAAGUUGCCCGUUCACAAGUUAUGAGGUUCUGAAAAAUUAAAAAAAAGUAAGU